Penicillium riverlandense is the source of this 1131-nucleotide messenger RNA. RefSeq lists its product as uncharacterized. The coding region runs from base 1 to 1131 and encodes 376 amino acids. Gene Ontology annotation, molecular function: hydrolase activity. The record is from RefSeq and is a predicted model, not a curated record. The transcript has a single exon. NCBI's taxonomy places the organism in Eukaryota, Fungi, Ascomycota, Eurotiomycetes, Eurotiales, Aspergillaceae.
AUGGCCUCCCUAGACUUCCUGCGGCAUCUAGUGCGGUCCCAUCCGCUCAUCGACAACCAUGCCCACAAUCUUUUAGACCGCGAAUUAGCCACGGACUAUGACAGCUAUCCUCUCGAAGCCAUUACGUCCGAAGCUCACGGUCGGGCCUUGCAAAAUUCUCAUACAUCGCUGCCAUUAAUUCGGGGAACAAGCCAAUUGGCCGAGCUCUAUGGCAGACCCUGUGAAGGCUGGGCGGACAUCCUGUCGGCUAGGGAGCAGUCGAUAAAGCACGACUAUGACGGAUUGGUCCGCCGGUGCUUAGAGGGAACGCACAUGCUUUUGCUGGACGAUCUCUUAACCGACGAGGACGUUGAGCCCUUCGACUGGCAUGAUCGUUUUACUAUUUCAAAAACAAAACGUAUCGUCCGCAUCGAAGCCGUGGCGGCUUCUCUUAUCCGCGAACUUGGCAGUGGUGAGCGCAAGCCUGGCGAAACGGUCUGGAGCAUUUUCCGUCAGCAAUUCCAAAAUGCUUUGUCUGAAGCAAUGGAAGACCCAGCCGUCGUUGGAUUUAAGUCUGUCGUUUGCUAUCGGACAGGCCUGGAUGUCGACCCUUAUUCUUCCGACGACGCCACAUUGGCUGCCUCGCUGGUUCGCACUCUUGAUUCGGGUACUACCAAGUCAGGAUAUCGGGUCGAAGAUAAGCCACUGAGUGACUGGCUGGUUCAACAGACACUGAAGGCUAUCACAUUCCGCAAAAGAAGCGGCGUUGUUAAGCCAUUGCAAUUCCACACGGGCUUGGGAGACAAUGAUAUCAACCUUCUCAAAGCCAAUCCGGCGUACUUGCAACCGCUUAUUGCGCAGUAUCCUGAUGCUGACAUUGUGCUACUGCACUCUGCGUAUCCCUACACGCGGGAUGCAGGUUAUCUGGCCUGCGUGUAUCCCAACGUGUACCUUGAUCUGGGUGAGGUCUUUCCCAUGGUCAGUCGCGAGGCACAGGAGAGGAUUUUACGCGAAAGCCUGGAGAUUACACCAACUAGCCGUCUUCUUUGGAGCACAGACGGCCAUUUCCACCCAGAGACCUUCUGGCUGGCCAACCGGCAGUUCCGCCAGGCCCUGGAAACAGUAAGUGGCAAAGAUUUGCUGAUUGUUUAA